UUUGCAUGCCUAGGCAAACCGACACUGCUAGCUAUUCCAUUCUCUCGAACGAGUGAAGGAGAGAGUGGAGUGCCGUGCAUGGCGGAUCUCUCGAGUGCCGUGCAAUGGUGGGAGGAGUGGCAGCUGCGCAUCCUCGUCUUGGGCAGCCUGGUCGUCCAGUGGCUUCUCUUCCUCUCUUCCCCUUGGCGUAGGUAUGCCGUUCCUUCCUGGUUCAGAUCCUUAAUAUGGCUGGCAUACCUAUCCAGCGAUGCCCUGGCAAUAUAUGCCCUCGCCACACUCUUCAACCAUCAUAAGAAUCAGGAUGGUAGAGGUAGCAGCGUCCUAAAGGUGGUAUGGACGCCCGUCCUCCUGAUGCACCUCGGCGGACAGGACACCAUCACCGCCUACAACAUCGAAGACAACGAGCUGUGGAGGCGGCACGUCCUGACCGCGCUGUCCCAAGUCACCGUAGCCAUCUACGUGUUCUGCAAAUCAUGGCCCCGUGGCGACAAGAGGUUGCUGCAGGCAGCAAUAGUGCUCUUCGUCCCUGGGGUUCUCAAGUGCUUAGAGAAGCCAUGGGCUCUCAAGAGCGCUAGCAUUAAUAGUCUAAUCUCUUCCAGGGAUGCUCCGAGGCCAACAAACAGACAAGGUGAGAUCAAUUCACUCGAGGACUACGUGAAGGAAGCCAGAGCUUUUUUACUCCAGGAUGACCGAGCUUUUGUACAUUCCAGCGAAGUCGAGGAGCAUCACAAAGACAUUGCAUCACCCUAUAAGCUAUUUGUAGACCUUGCAUCACCCUAUCCUGAUCGACUUGGUAUCCUAAAAUCUUUCUGGGUACUUGAUGAAGAGCAAGUGCAUCGGUCAUUGAGAAUAGUGCUCUCCUAUGUGUUCCGUCUUCUUUACACCAAAGCAAAGAUGUCCCAUGUGCUGAGUUAUAUCAAUUCAGGAAAAAAAGUAGUAUCUCCCAGUCCGAUGUUUGGUUUCUCGAUACGGAAUUUUAGUAUGGUGCUAUCAUUAGCAGCCAUCGGCCUCUUCCACAAUAGUCACAGAGAAGAUUAUAACGAUACCGAUGUCAAGAUUACAUAUGCCUUGCUCUGUUGUACUGCCGUGCUAGAGUUGUCUUCCCAGGCUAACUACAUCAUCUUAGUCUGGCCUGAAAUGGUUUCGCAGCAUAGCCUCAUAGGAUUCUCUAUCCGCAACAAAAAGCACAAGAAGAAGGUGCACAUUGUGAGUUCCCUUGGAUGCAGGGACUUCCUUGACCAACAUUGGAGCAUGAAGUCGUGCUCCUCGGCCCGUAUAAUUACAAAGUUGGUUCUUCAACAUGUCAAAGCUGGAUGGAAGGAUAACAUACAAGAUGCUGCUAGUUACAGGAUGUUCAACGACCUCAGGGGCCAGCGGGCGCUUCAGCGAUACCAAGACCUAGGCUGGAGCAUAAAGAGGCCAUUCGAUGAGAGUGUCCUUUUGUGGCACAUCGCCACAGAUUUCUGCUUCUACGAAGACUCAAGCCCGUUUCCAGGGCAUAGAUGCGCCUUUGCUGAGGUCCCAACAAUAUGGUCCAAAUUUCUGCAUCAUCUUGAGCAAAGAUCAGGGGUUUACCUUGCAAGUCAUCAGCCUGGUUCUCAAUGUGGAGAAGAAAAAUUGAAUUGUAAAGCCGUCCAGUGCAGACAGAUAUCCAAUUAUAUGAUUUACCUACUGUUCGUCAAUCCAGAGAUGCUGUUGCCUGGCACCAGAAGGAAUCUAUUCACAGCCGCCUCUGACGAGCUCCAAGACAUUCUCAAGGACAUGAAUCCACCACUGGAGGAGGGAAGACUUAUCCAGAGAACAAUCAAGGAGAUUGAGUUGCGGUCCACAGGAGAAGGUUUCAUCUACGACGCUUGGGCUCUUGCUAGAGGACUGUUGGCUUUGGGUGAUGAGCAGAGGUGGGAGGUGAUCCAAGGCGUCUGGGUGGAGAUGCUCUGCUUCUCCGCUGGUAGAUGCAGAGGGCACCUACACGCCAAGGCUUUGGGCACAGGCGGGGAGUUGCUCACCUAUGUCUGGCUCCUAUUGUCGCGCAUGGGGAUGGAGACCUUCGCGGAGAGGCUACAGACGACACAACUUCCAAAUCCAAGCGGGGAAGGAAACGCCGACGCCGACGCUCCAUCGACUUCCGCUGGACAAGACAUGGUUUGACAAUUGAUGAUGCUCAUGGAGACUAGCAUUUCGUCUUCCCAGUUUAUUUGCUUUGCUUUCCCGUGGAACGGAACAUUGUGCAUCGAUUGUUGAGUGCUAUCUAUGGAUGUUUGUCCACUGGUCUU
Messenger RNA from Phragmites australis (common reed), 2273 nucleotides. RefSeq lists its product as uncharacterized. Bases 79 to 2148 code for a protein of 689 amino acids. The transcript has a single exon. The record is from RefSeq and is a predicted model, not a curated record. Lineage: Eukaryota; Viridiplantae; Streptophyta; Magnoliopsida; Poales; Poaceae.